Oryzias melastigma (Indian medaka) is the source of this 2207-nucleotide messenger RNA. Its product is annotated as gastrula zinc finger protein XlCGF57.1. The record is from RefSeq and is a predicted model, not a curated record. The coding region runs from base 64 to 1926 and encodes 620 amino acids. Gene Ontology annotation, cellular component: nucleus. Gene Ontology annotation, molecular function: RNA polymerase II transcription regulatory region sequence-specific DNA binding; DNA-binding transcription factor activity, RNA polymerase II-specific. Gene Ontology annotation, biological process: regulation of transcription by RNA polymerase II. The transcript has 2 exons. NCBI's taxonomy places the organism in Eukaryota, Metazoa, Chordata, Actinopteri, Beloniformes, Adrianichthyidae.
AGUUGUGCUGCUUCACAGUGUUUACAAUUUUUUCUUGGUCUGGUGUUUUAAAAAAGCAUUAAAAUGCCUAAAAGGCGCUAUGGGAGGCUCAGCCUGAAGACUACCGUUGAGCAGCAGCUAGCGGAAGUCGCUAAAGAGAUCUUGUGGCUGCUCCAGGAGCGCAGCCAGACCGGACUGGAUGAGCUAAAGCGGCUGGUGAUGGAGCGCAUCACCGCGGCCGUGGAGCUCAUCCUCACCGCCUUCGAGGUCAGCAGAGCGGCCGAGAAACCGCGGGACCCCGUAGCCUGUCCCAGAGCUGACCCCGCAUCAAAGCUGAGAGAUUUUUGCAUGUCAGUCAGUCUGAACCAGGAACAGCUGAAGGAGACCGUGCCGAAUACAUCCUCCAGGACAGAGACGGUCCACGAACUGAAGCACCAACCCGCCUCUCCAGAGGAUCCGUCUGCAGAUGAGGAGAUUGAUUCGGCCGAGGGGCCGUCUCACAGCUGCAGAGUGUGUGGGCAGUUGUUCGGUGGGAGAGGUUUUCUGCUAAAACAUGCAGAGAAACACUCCGGUGAAUCCAAGUGCGGUGUGUGCGGUGAAAGUUUGAAGCCCGGCAACAGCCUGAGUCAACAUCUCCAAACACACCGCGACACCGGCAGGACUUGUGACAUCUGUGGCAAGAAGUUCCCGUCGAUCAGAGCGCAGGAGACCCACAUGAGGCUGCACACCGGGGAGAAACCCUUUAACUGCCAGUUCUGCCACAAGGGAUUCAACCAGAAGGGUAAUAUGGUGACUCACAUGAAAACUCACACAACCGAUGAGCUUUUGACGUGCACCAUCUGCUAUGAAGAGUUCAGCCAGAGCAGCUUCUUAGAGCGGCACAUGAAGGUUCACGAAGAGCAGAUGGCGUUCACUUGCAAAGUCUGCGAUGAAGGCUUUCAGACGAUCGCGGAGCUGAGGCGGCACGUCCGAAGCCACAACCAGCAAACCAAGAAGACCAAACGUAGGAAACCAAGCUUGACUCCGUCUCAUUCCUGCAAGAUCUGCGGGAAUUCCUUUCACAAUAAAGGCAACCUGCUCCGGCACGCCGAGACGCAUCUAGAUGACCCCAACUUCCUUUGCGGGAUUUGUGGAGAGCACGCCGACUCUUUGGAGAGUCUGCAGCUCCACCUGCAGAGCCACCGAAAAACGAGCAGGAUCUGCGAAAUCUGUGGCGUCAACUUCCGAGACAUGGAGAUUCACAUGCGGACGCACACCGGCCAGAAACCCUUCCGGUGCAAGGACUGUGGGAAGGAGUUCCCCCGGAAAGGCUCCCUGGAGAGACACAUGAGGCUGCACGCCGGCGAGAGGCCGUACAUCUGCGAGUUCUGCGGAAAAACGUUUGUGGAAAACACCGUCCUGAAGAGGCACAUCAAAAGCCACACCGGAGGAAAACCCAGGAUUUACCCCUGUGAGGUCUGUGGCAAGAAGUUCACCAUGAGCCAACACCUGGACGUCCACAAGAGGAUCCACACGGGGGAAAAACCCUACACCUGCAGAGUCUGCAACAAGAGCUUCCGGCAGAUCGGCAAUCUGGACUCUCACAUGAGGAUCCACACGGGCGAAAAGCCCUUCAUCUGCAGCCUCUGUGGCAAACGGUUCCGGCAGAAGAUCUCGCUGGAGACGCACGAGAGGUUCCACAAGAAGGAGAAAGCCUUCGUCUGCCAGCUCUGCAGCAAAGGGUUCGUCCAGAAGAUCGACCUGAAGAGACACAUGCUCACGCACACCGGCGAGAAGCCGUUCAGGUGCGCGCUUUGUGGGAAGAGCUACCAGGAGAAACGCUCUCUGGACUCGCACAUGAAGGUGCACAGCGGAGAGGCGGCCGCCACGGGGUUAACUGUGGCUCCCAACGUGACCCAGCAACAGGAGGAGGUGCACCCGGAUUUUAUUCACCCAACCGGGACCUAAGAACGGAGACGCUGUGGGGGUGACGGCGCCCCCUGCUGGUGCCACAAGACAAUCUCCUGAACACUAAAUUAACUCAUUAAUAGAUUCUCAGAGCAACAUCUCCAGAUUUCACCUCUGCCACAUACUCAGAAAUUUACCAAAAUACACAUGCAACUAGUACACCCCACCACACCCAAUUAUAUAAAUAAAUGAAAGGAAAACAAAACCAACAAAAUCUCUUAUGGGGCUUAAAAUAUAUUUCAAAAUCCAAACCAAAACACUAGAGCUGCCACAAACGAUUA